Molecule: messenger RNA, 4205 nt
Organism: Nelumbo nucifera (sacred lotus)
Lineage: Eukaryota; Viridiplantae; Streptophyta; Magnoliopsida; Proteales; Nelumbonaceae
Gene: WAVE2
Product: SCAR family protein
Biological process (GO): actin cytoskeleton organization; positive regulation of Arp2/3 complex-mediated actin nucleation
Cellular component (GO): cytoskeleton
Molecular function (GO): protein kinase A regulatory subunit binding; actin binding; Arp2/3 complex binding
Source: RefSeq, a predicted model, not a curated record
GAUGUUUGGAGGAGAGAAUGCCUUGCAGAGUUGGCAAUGUCUUCUUCGAUCGGGGGGAGAGAGAAGGAAAGAGAGAGAGAGACAGAAAGAGAGAGAGAGAGGUGCAGACUGUUCGGCAGUUAAGCUGCUUCUAUCCGAUUACCUAAUAUCCGUCUUAUCCUCAGCAUUUUGUGCAUUUGCUCUGUUUGUUUUGUUCUGUUUGCUUUCUUAAUUGCAGCUCUUUUCGAGCUCUCUUCUCUGAGUGUGCAACUCAGUUCGAUGAGAUCAGCUCUCUCGUAGUUUCAGAUUUUUUUUCGGUAUUGAGAAAGAGAGAAAGAGAGAAGAGGAAAGGCAGAAGGAAGAACAAGAGGAAGGAACCAUGCCUCUGGUUCGGCGUCAAGUGAGGAAUGAGUAUGGUUUAGGUACUCCGGAGCUCUACAAAGCUGCGAACAAAGACGAUCCAAAGGCUAUUCUUGAUGGAGUCGCAGUUUCCGGGCUUGUUGGGAUCUUGCGGCAGCUUGGCGAUCUGGCUGAAUUUGCAGGCGAGGUUUUUCAUGGCCUACAGGAGCAAGUAAUGGCUACUGCAUCUAGAAGUCAUAAGAUAAUGGUUCGAGUACAACACAUAGAAGCAGCACUUCCUCCACUAGAGAAAUCUGUUAUGACCCAAAAAAGUCAUAUACAUUUUGCUUACACAACUGGUUUGGAUUGGCAUGCCAACAUUCAAACUGAACAAAAUCACCUUCUCAACAGUGACUUACCACAAUUUAUUUUGGAUUCAUAUGAAGAAUGCCGUGAUCCACCACGUCUGCACUUGCUUGAUAAGUUUGAUGCUGGUGGUCCAGGAGCUUGUUUAAAAAGAUAUUCAGAUCCAUCAUAUUUUAAGAGAGCAAUGGCUAACUCGGAAUUAAUGAAUGCUGAUAAAUCCCAAAAAGAUAAGAAGGCUCGCAAAAGCAAGAAAAAAGGGUCACGGCGGAGGAAUGGAGAAUUCCCACAUACAGAGUUAAUAUCCCGUCGCAAUGGAAGAACACAGUUUGCCCCUUCGAACAUUUAUGGGAAGAGCUCUGCUGCUAAUGUUAUCUCCAAUUUUAAUAUGAGAUCAACAUCAGAACUUGGAGACCAAUCUUUUGAUUUAAGAACCAGGUCAGAUUAUGCUGAAUGUGUUUCCAAUGGAAGUCCUUCCAUGCAAACCAAUGAACACAAGCACAGUGCAUUGUCCUCUUCUAAGCUAAGGAUGCAAUCAAAUGAUGUCCAUUCUUCUGUUGUUGAUGAACAAGAUGGAGUUUCAGAUGAUGAUUUCCUACAUGUGUCAGUGCAAGGCCGAAGUGCCCCUAAUUCAUCUUCUGUUAUGUGGUAUGAAAAGACAGAAAUAGUGGAGCCGACAGGUCAACCACAUGACCACAUUGUUGAUGAUCAGCACGAAGCUUCAGAGUUACGACCUAUGAACUUUGACUUAAAUAAAUUGGCUAAGAGAUCUGUUUCUCUUGAAAAUCAUGAUGCAGAUGGUGUCUCAUCUGGUGAUGAAAAUAUAAUUGAUGGAAAUAGACCAGAUGCUUCUUUUGGUAAUGUUGAUACAGGCUUGUUCGGUAUUGAUACACAGGAUGCAGGUUCUGUUGGGAACCAGCUUGAUGAGAUUGGAAGUGAGCCAGACAACUAUGUGGAUGCCCUUAACACUAUGGAAUCAGAAACUGAUACUGAUAUAGAAUGUCAGACCAAACGGGAAGUUGAGUUACCCACAUCCAGUUCUAAAAAUACAGAGAUGGAAUAUGGAGCAGGUUUAUUGUGUGAGAUGACUAAUCAAAGUUCAGAUUCAUAUGAUGUUGACUCUCAUACUGCAUCCUACUGUCCCCCUAACAAGCAACUGGACAAAAAUUUUGCUGAUAUGGCUCCUAAAAAGGAUAUGACCUGUGUACAAACGCCCCAUAUAUAUACCAUAUCUUCUAAUGCAAAGGUUUCAGAAGAUACUGAGUCAUGUGAAAAUAUUAAUUUUGUUAAUGUUUCUAGAGUAAAUGAUUUUGAAGUUGCAAAUGAUCAAUUUUCUCUGAGCUCCAACAUUCCCAAUUCACAGGCUCCAUCAAGUCAUAAGAUUAUGGACAGCUCCAAGUCCAAAGAAUCUCAAGCUGAAGUUUCUGGUGGACCUUCAAUUCAGUUUUGGACAAAUGGGGGCCUAUUAGGACUUGAGCCAUCAAAACCACCAGAUUUUAGUAUUUCAAACAUUCCAAGUCAGAAUCCCAUAUGUCCCACUGAGGAUGAGUCACAUGAUCUUGCAAUUAACACUGUUAGGCACACAUCCCAAAUGGGUGGCUCUUUUAGCAAACUAGACACAUUGAUUAAGACUCCUGAACACAGAGAGAAGGAUCCAAGCUCUGUGGGGGAAAAUUAUGUCUCACCGAAUGCUAGCAGCCCUACUGAUCUUCAUCCAAAUCAAGUGGCAGGGGUAGGAAACAAAUACCAAAAAACUGAUUCAUCUGAAUGUCUCAGAUCCUUCCAUGAUGAUGAUACUGUCAAGAGGAAGGAUUCUUCAGAAUUAGCUACAAAGACAGAAUGUGCUGUCAUGACUACUGGAGUGGAGUCGCCAGGUUCUUCUGAAGUCAAAGCCCCAACAGAUGAAACUGGUAAAGAGAAGGUCAAGAAUGCAUCUGGUGUGUUUAGCCUUGGCAAUAGAUUACUUGUAAAUGGUUUCCAAAGGAAAGAAUCAUCUGUCCAUGGUGACACAUCCAAACCUGCCCCCUCUUCGAAGACUGAUGCAGUGAAUUUUUCGGAACCUCCUUCCCAUGAACAGAAGAAAGGACAACAAGGAGUUACACAUCCAAUUUCUCCAAAAGGAAUCACCAAAGAAAAGCAUCAUUCAGGAUUCCCUGCAAACUCCCUUCCACCUUCACCACCACUUGAACAUAUGAAGAUUUCUUUCCACCCUACAAAUGGCUUUGAGACAUCCAAGUUGAGACUGAAAUUUCCUGAUGGGUGUCACUCUAAUGAAAACAUUAGAGAUGUCAUAUUUGCUUCAUUCCAUCUGCUUCCAGAGCCUGAUAUUCCUCGAAGGGAUACGUGUUCUGACUCUGACAAUGACACAUUUUGUCGAUCAUCUCCAUAUAUGUCUGAGGAUCUUAGCCCUCGAUCUGAGUCAAACUCUGAGCAGUGGGAAUCGGGUGAAACACGAGGAAGUAUAGACCAUAAGUUAUGCGAUGCCUUACAUAGAGUAUCAUCUGCUGAAUCCAUAUCAAGCUCCUCUCAACUGGGGGGAGCAUCCCAUGGAAAUAUUUAUCCUGACUGUGAAUUAAAAAACCUAGACACUGAAGAUGCCAUGAGACCUUUUCAUUCUGGUCCUUCACUUGAUUUUCCAAGUUUUGAUGCAGUAAGUCCUCCAACAAAUAAGCAAGAAUUAAGGAGUGGUUCAGAACAAAAGGAUCUCCCUGAAUCAAGGUCUCAUAAUUCUCAGGAACCAACACCACCACCACCUCCAUUCCCUCCAGUGCGGUGUGUGAUUAAUUGCCACCUUGAUGUGGUUGAAGCUAAGGAAGGACCUUCAUCUGAGGCUAUUGUACAUCCAAAAAAUCUGGACAUUGUGCAGUCAACCACUUCACAACCACUGUCUGCUCCACCAAAACCACCAUCUGUUAAGGAGGCUACUGCAUGCCCACCAAACAAAAAGCAAGGCCAGCAGAAGUUGAAUGGACGCAAGGAAGUUAAUCAGGAUGGACAUGUUAAGGAAGUGGAUGAAAGGGACGAUUUACUGCAUCAAAUUAGAACUAAGUCAUUCAACCUCAGGCGUACCACACCCAAGAAGCCAAACUUCUCAUCCGGUCCCACUACCAAUGUCAAAGUUGCUGCAAUAUUGGAGAAGGCAAAUGCAAUACGCCAGGCUGUGGGAAGUGACGAGGAAGGGGAUGAUGAUUCCUGGAGUGACGAUGACUGAUUUUCUAGAGGGCUUGAUUCAUGUUAUUCAAGCCAUGUUCAGCCACCAUUGUAUCUUCCCACUUGAUGUUAUCAGGUGAAGCUGUGUUCUAUAUGUGCAUAUAAUCUCAGUUCCUUUGUGUAAUUAAAUUUUAGGGUUCAUAUUGUAUUCUUUUACAUUUUCUCGUUGUAUUAGGUUCAAUUUAUGUUAUAAACAAUGACUUGAGUUCUUGGAUGACGGAUUCAUGAAGCAUGUAUGCUAAUCUUCCCAGCAAUUAUUUCCCUAUAAUGCCUGAGAAAACGAGCAGGCUUUAUUAUGGGUUUGGCCUUCGUUA